CUUAUGCAUCGAUAUGCGGCGAGCUAACACAGCAGUCAAAAGACAGUAUCACGUCAUACCAACUUUAGACGACCUUCUCACGAGAUUGAACGGGUCACAAUGGUUUACUCGACUGGACAUCAAAGACGCCUAUCAUCAGAUUGAGCUGCAUGAAUCAAGUCGGUAUAUCACAACAUUUAUAACCCAUUUGGGGAUGUUCCGAUAUACUCGUCUCAUGUUCGGCAUAUCCAGCGCUUCCGAAUACUUCCAGAGAACCCUUGAACAAAUUCUAUGCAAUUGUCCAAACACGUUUAAUUUCCAAGAUGACAUAUUCAUCUAUGGGAAGACGGAAGAAGAACACGAUGAAGCUCUAUCACGCACGCUCGACACCUUGGAAGCCCACAAUGUGGUCCUGAAUACAAAGAAGUCAAAGUUCAAAGUCCAGGAAACAGAAUUCCUUGGCCAUCAUAUCUCUCGUAACGGACUCAAGCCAACUGAUGAUAAAAUAGUAGCAAUUCUUAGUUUCCGAUCUCCAAGGACCUCAGAAGAAGUUCGAAGUUUUCUGGGCCUGGUGGGUUAUGUUGGCCGAUUUAUCCCCGACCUAGCAACUAAAACAUUCGAUCUACGGCAACUUAUCACCGGGGGUCACACGUUCGAAUGGGAAUCCCGACAUGAAAUAGCUUUCAACGCACUCAAAGAGGCCAUUUGCACCGCUCCAAUAUUAGGGUAUUUCGACAAUGAGCGCCGAACGAGAGUCAUUGCGGACGCUUCUCCCGUGGGAUUGGGAGCUGUUUUAGUGCAGUUCGAGGAUGAGAACGACGAUAAACCGACCAUAAUAUCGUACGCCAGCAAAAGUUUAUCCGCAACGGAGAGGCGCUACUGUCAAACAGAAAAGGAAGCCUUAGCGAUCAUUUGGAGCGUUGAAAAAUUUCAGUUUUACCUAAUCGGAAGAGAGUUUGAGCUGGAGACGGAUCAUCGACCACUUACGGCAAUAUUUAAAUCCACUUCCCAACCACCGGGUCGGAUCGAAAGAUGGGUGCUUAGGCUUCAACCAUUCAAAUUUCGCAUAAUUUACAAACCUGGGAAGGACAAUGUUGCUGAUUCAUUAUCGCGCCUCUCAAAUUCAAAUAACAAUUAUGACGUGGAUAACUCUGACGAUCAUUUGUAUAUUGCGGCGAUCACGGAAUCGGUUGCCAUUGACGUAUCUGAAAUAAAGAACGAGCUAGACAAAGAUUCGGAAAUAAUUCUCGUUAAAGAUGCCAUAUUAACAGCAUACUGGAAUAAUGAAUCGAUUAGAACAGGUGCGAAGAUGUGUGUUCCAUUUCAAAAGAAUCUCAGUUUAUUGGAAGGAUGUGUCCUCCGCGGAUGUCGGUUGGUAAUACCAAAACAGUUACGCGCAAGAAUGUUGCAACUCGCCCACGAAGGUCACCCAGGCGAGACACUGAUGAUUACCCGAUUGCGCGACAAAGUUUGGUGGCCGGGCAUGGAUGCCGAUGCGAAGAAAGUAGUGAAAGAAUGUGAGGGGUGUCGUUUAGUAAGCAAACCCUCUGCCCCCGAACCCAUGCAACGCAGAACAAUGCCAGUAGAACCGUGGGUAGAUGUAGCAAUGGAUUUCUUGGGCCCACUCCCAUCCGGCGAUUAUUUACUAGUGGUCGUAGACUACUAUAGUCGCUACAAAGAAAUCUGCAUAAUGAAAAAGAUUACAUCAGAAGAAACCAUAAAACGACUGGAGCCAAUUUUCGUACGGCAAGGAUAUCCUAGGACCAUAACGCUAGAUAAUGGACGACAAUUUAUAAGUAAGGACUUCGAGGAUUACUGUUUCACAAGAAAUAUACAUCUCAAGCAUACAGCUCCUUACUGGCCUCAAGCUAACGGGGAGGUAGAACGCCAAAACAGUUCACUACUUAAGCGUCUUAAGAUCAGUCACUCACUCAAUCGUGAUUGGAAAUCAGAUCUGUUGCAGUACUUGUUAAUGUACAACACUACUCCACAUUCCGUAACAGGCAAGCCUCCAACUAUGCUCCUCCACAACAGAGUCAUCCGAUCAAAAAUUCCAUGCGUCAGUGACCUCGAGAGGAUGCCACCAGCAAAAUCAAGCGCACAUGACAGAGACAUUAUUUUAAAGCAUAAAGGAAAAGAAAGCGAAGAUCUAAGGCGUCAUGCCAAGCCUACAGACAUUCAAAUCGGUGAUAAAGUUUUAUUGCAGAAUCUCAUUUCACUAGGAAAACUAACCCCAACAUUCGAUAAAACGGUUUACGAAGUAGUAGAACGGAGUGAAAUCGACUAA
Messenger RNA from Armigeres subalbatus, 2266 nucleotides. RefSeq lists its product as uncharacterized. Gene Ontology annotation, biological process: DNA integration. Gene Ontology annotation, molecular function: nucleic acid binding. The transcript has 2 exons. The record is from RefSeq and is a predicted model, not a curated record. The coding region runs from base 14 to 2266 and encodes 750 amino acids. Lineage: Eukaryota; Metazoa; Arthropoda; Insecta; Diptera; Culicidae.